AUGGCAGAAGAGGGCUUCUUUGUCAACAAACGCAACCAGAGGAUCUUUACGCGUGCAUGGCUCCCGCCCGCCCUUGAAAAGACAAAGGCGCUGGUGUUCCUGUUCCAUGGCCUGGGCGAGCACAGCGGGCGCUACAACCACGUCGCAGCUGCCUUCAACGCUCGCAACUACGCCGUCUUUGCUCUCGACCACCAUGGCCACGGCAAGUCAGACGGUGCGCCGAUAUUUGUGGAGCGGUUCGAGGACUUCGUAGAGGAUGCCCUGCUCUUCAUCGACGUCGCAUUCCAUGGGCGGGGCGAUCGCGGCGCUCACGGCCAAGCAACGCCCGAAGGCGUGGGCCGGCGUGGUGCCGCCAUCAAGAGGGGCGCCGACGUCAACGCGCUCACUGUGCACGCCGCCAGAUUCCUCUCGUGGGCGACGCCAACGCUGGGCGUGAAGCGCAUCGACCCCAGCACGCUGUCCACCGACCCGGCCCAGGUCAAGGCCUACGAGGAGGAUCCGCUGGUGUACCACGGCCCUGUCACCGCUCGCAUGGGUCAUGAACUGCUCAAGGCCGCGGACACCAUCGAGAACGAUUUCUCGGGCUUCACGUUCCCGUUCCUGGCGUGCCACGCGCUCGACGACAAGCUGACGCACCCCGACGGCUCCAAGGAGCUCUACGAGCGGGCGCCCUCGCCGGUCAAGGACCUCAUCCUCUACGGCGGCAUGCGACACGAGAUCUUCAACGAGCGGGACGGGGCGCGCGUCAUCGCCGACGUUCUGCGCUGGGUUGAGAAGCGAUACGCCGCCGUUGGUCAUUCCCGCGAACAUGGACGCGUCAUCUCUGCCCUCUAA
Molecule: messenger RNA, 834 nt
Organism: Acanthamoeba castellanii str. Neff
Lineage: Eukaryota; Discosea; Longamoebia; Acanthamoebidae
Product: lysophospholipaselike protein
Exons: 8
Coding region: 1-834 (277 amino acids)
Cellular component (GO): membrane
Molecular function (GO): lipase activity
Source: RefSeq, a predicted model, not a curated record